Messenger RNA from Manduca sexta (tobacco hornworm), 1135 nucleotides. RefSeq names its product RNA-binding protein 24-B. The record is from RefSeq and is a predicted model, not a curated record. Gene Ontology annotation, molecular function: RNA binding. Lineage: Eukaryota; Metazoa; Arthropoda; Insecta; Lepidoptera; Sphingidae. The coding region runs from base 257 to 1045 and encodes 262 amino acids. Gene Ontology annotation, cellular component: cytosol. The transcript has 5 exons.
ACGCAUCUGGUGACGAGGGGGGCGCGGCGGGGGCUAAAAUUAGUACCGGAGCGCCACGUGCGCCACCGACGAGCAUCAGUCCGCGCUCAACCACCACGCAGAACACCCGUCUGUAGUGUACACCCAUCCGCACUCUCGUACACUCGGCGCAGCACUCGCGUGGCGACCAAGCGAUCAUACAAGCAGACCGCAUCCGCGGCAGUGACAGUGUCAGUAGAGUGGAACGGUGGUCGGCGCGACGGAGGCUGUGCAAGGCAUGUUGAUGGCGGGCGCUCUGCCGGCCGAGCCCGAGGGGCUGCUGGCACUCAGCGCUCUGCCCGGGCAGAAGGACACGACGUGGACGAAGCUCUUCGUCGGUGGCCUUCCCUACCACACCACCGACAAGAGCUUGAGGGAACACUUCGCUGUGUAUGGAGACAUAGAAGAGGCCGUCGUCAUCACCGACAGACAGACCAGCAAGAGCAGGGGAUAUGGCUUUGUGAUAAUGGGUGACCGAGCGGCGGCAGAGAGAGCGUGUAAGGAUCCUAACCCCAUCAUUGACGGGAGAAAAGCAAACGUAAACCUCGCGAUAUUAGGAGCUAAACCCCGAGGGAACCUGGCUCCAGGAUUUGGCUUGGCAGCGGCGGCGGCAGCGGGCGUCCGCGCUGGCUAUCCGACCGUGUUACCGGCACAUUACGGAUUAUCCCCGGGAUAUGUGUACGGUACACCGAGUUACAUGGGCGCCAUGAGCGGAGUCGGAGCCGGCGUGGGCGCCGGCGCAGGAGGCUUGGUGCAGCUGCCGCAACUGCAGCACGCGGCGGCCGUGGCUGCGGCGAACCAUUUGUAUGAGUACCAAGCGGCGGCCGCGCAAGGAGCUGCCGCUUAUCAACAACAGUACGCUGCGGCAGGAUUCGAUCCGUACGCAACCGCUGCAGCUGCAGCGGCGGCCGCAUCGAGCGCUGGUUACGUCUCGCCGUACUAUGCGCUGCCUGGAGGCGGAGUGCAGGGCCCGAUACUUCCACCGCUCCCUUACCCGCCUCCUCUCCAAGAAGCAAGGAUGCAGUAGGCUAAUCAUGAGUACGAUCUUCGUAGCUAUGUCCACAACUACGCGUUCAUAUGAACUACUUCUGCUGUGCGUUCCACAGUUGCGUCCAAA